AGACAACACUGUGGAGGAUUCUCCUUAUAAGGUUUUUGUUGGUGGAAUUUCAAGAACUAUUUCAUCGGAGAUGCUUAUGGAGAUUGCUAAAGCUUUUGGACCUUUGAAAGCCUACCAUUUCAGUAUGAAUUCAGAUAUCAAUGAACCUUGUGCAUUUCUUGAGUAUGUUGACCAUUCAGUUACUCUUAAAGCUUGUGCUGGUCUUAAUGGUAUGAAGUUGGGUGGAAAAGUGUUAACUGUUGUUCAAGCUGUCCCAGAUACUGUUUUACUGGACAAAGAUGAAAAUACACCUUUAUACCGGAUUCCCCAGCAUGCAAAGCCACUUCUGGAGAAGCCCACGGAAGUUCUGAAGCUGAAAAAUCUGGUGGAUGCAAAUGUACUCAUUUUUUUGUCUGAAGCAGAAGUUGAAGAGUUAUUGGAAGACAUCAGAUUGGAGUGUGCCAGGUUUGGCACUGUUAAAUCAAUUAAUGUUGUAAAGCAAAGUCAAUGCUCUCUCACAUCUGAUCCUGCUGCUAUGGACACUAGUCCUACUUUGAAUGAGGACGAUAUGGAGUUUGCUAAAGAGUGUGACCGAAAUGAUCCAUCCCCAAAGAGUUCUGAUCACGAGUUGGAAGUUGGUGGGUCACACCUCCCUAACAGUGAUGAAGAACCCAUGGAAACCAAUAGCGCUGAGGAAGCUGAAAGAUGUGCUGAUGGUAAAACUCAGAUGUCAGAACCUUUAAAAGGUGACUCCGAAGAGGAGGCUGGAGAUGUCGAUGAUGCUUUGGCCGCUGAUGGUAAAACUCAGAUGUCAGAACCUUUAAAAGGUGACUCCAAAGAGGAGGCUGGAGAUGCCGAUGAUGCUUCGGCUGGUGGCAGCCAUUCCAAUGACGGACCUCAUGAGGAGGUAAUAAAAGACGACACUUCUGACCCUCUACCCAAUGAUGGUAAUGUGUCUGAUCGAGGGACAAGCUGCCAAGAAAAUUCUGAGGUUACUCGUGGAAUCUCUCCAAAUGAAAAGAAUACUACUAGAGUUUUGGAAAGGAAAGAUGAAGAUUCUAAUUCUAGUCCAGUUGAACAUCUUGAGAUAAAUGAUCAAUCACCAGUUAAGGAGGCAAUGAAAUCAGAGGAAGACAAUGGAAAUGUAGAUGGAGCUUUUGAACCAGAAUUCUCGUCGAAAGAAGAGUUGGAUGCUCGAGAGAAACUUGAGGAAAAGACUGAAAUUUCUGUUAAUGAUGUGUUUGAGCCCGGCUGUGUACUUGUGGAGUUUAGAAGAGCAGAAGCUGCAUGCAUGGCUGCUCAUUGUUUACAUGGGCGACUGUUUGAUGAUCGGACAGUGACUGUGGAGUAUGUUCCCCUUGAUCUCUAUCGUACAAAGUUUACUAAACAAAACUAAUUCCUUUUGGUCAAUUCAAUGCCUUAUUUCCUGCAGAUCUCCCCAAACUUGAACGGCAUUAACAUACGAUUUGCCUAUGCUAUUCACUUAUCUAUCAGAUCCUUACCUGAAUGUUCACAAUUUUUACCAUAUUGAGAUGCCUUAGUUAACCUUUUGCUAGUGCGAGAGUUGUAGCAAAUUUUCUGUAUACCAGACUUGGAGCGGAAUACAUGUUUUCUCCAAGAUGUAGAACAGGAUUUAAGGAUUCUUGUCCAAGAAAUGAGCAAUUGUAAUGCGUUAAAUUGUCGUUAAAGUUACAGCUUUAUUUUUAUGGUUGCAACAUGUUGCCCACCAUUUUGGAUAGAGGAACACAGUCCUUUGUCAUCUUGGAAUUACAUGCCUUAUGAUGAGGGGUUAGCCAUCACGGCUAUUGACUCUAUGUUCUUGAUGAUGUUGAUCAGAGACUCAGUUGGCCAGUCCACGUUAAGGGGUUGUUUGGUAGAGAUAAGAAUGUUAAAUUCUGGUAUAAAAUUCUGGUAUCUUCUCUUAUCAAUCUUUGUAUUACUAAUAUAGUAUCUUACAGCUAGUAUAAUUUUCUUUUGCA
This is a messenger RNA of Nicotiana tabacum (common tobacco), 1958 nucleotides long. Lineage: Eukaryota; Viridiplantae; Streptophyta; Magnoliopsida; Solanales; Solanaceae. The record is from RefSeq and is a predicted model, not a curated record.